Messenger RNA from Populus euphratica (Euphrates poplar), 1426 nucleotides. Its product is annotated as Heavy metal transport/detoxification superfamily protein. Gene Ontology annotation, molecular function: metal ion binding. The transcript has 3 exons. The record is from RefSeq and is a predicted model, not a curated record. The coding region runs from base 239 to 1009 and encodes 256 amino acids. Lineage: Eukaryota; Viridiplantae; Streptophyta; Magnoliopsida; Malpighiales; Salicaceae.
AAAAAUGUCAAUUUUAUGAGCCUAGUCUGCUUCACACAGAUUUCCGCCUCUUUUAUUUUGUUGGGGGACUUGUAGAAGUCUACACACAAGGAUUUUGUUCUCUCUCUGCAUAAAACCCUUUAUAAGUGGCCUCGUAUAGAGGAGAAAGGUAAACUCCUUAGAAACUGCAGAACGAUAGUGAGAAUCUACUGAUACAUUUAUUUUCUCUUCUUUGUCAAGGACUCUCUGAAAGUUGAAAAUGUUAAGAAAUGGCCAUGAUCAGCUCCUAAAGGUUGAGACACAUUAUCUCAAAGUGCACAUCAACUGUGAAGGGUGCAAGCAGAAAGUGAGAAAACUUCUUAACAAAAUUGAUGGUGUUUACUCAGUGAACAUAAAGACGGAGCACCAGCUAGUCAUAGUUUCAGGCAGGGUAGAUUCUGCUACUUUAAUCAAGAAAUUGGUCAGGUCUGGUAAACGUGCAGAGCUAUUGUCUCUGCGUACCAAGAACAAAUGGAAUCAAGAACUCAACGCAAACCAACUGCAAUUUCUAGCCAAUGACUUCAGUAACCCUCAAAACCAAUUCAUGUAUCCAGCAUCCUUUGACAAUGAGACUGAUAAUACGAGGAGCUAUGGAGAUUUUUUAAACCAGAAUGUAGAAUUGAAAGCCAUGAAUUUGGGGAGAGGUCAGGAUUUGAUGGCAGCCACAAGAAUGGGAAACUUUUACAUGGAUGAAGAUAAUUUUGCUGGUAGUGGCAGAUCAAGGGAUGAUUUUGCAUGCAUGAUGGGUCACGCAGAUUAUCAAGGCAGUGGUAUUUGUUUUGCUGGAUUAGGAGGCCAUGAAUUUAAUGGGAUACCAACUUAUGAACAGACGUAUCGACCAUCCAUGAUCAUGACCAACAAGCAGCAAAGGUACCACAACAAUCAUCCAGCUACAGAAAUGCAUAAUAUUUACAUGCAAGAACCGCAUACGGGCAACAAUAUGAUGACAAAUGACAAUUUCAUGUACCAACCUUACAUGAUAGAUUGGUAAGGCCACCUACCAACCUUACAUAAUAUUUACAUGAUAGAUUUUCUCUUCAACAUAUCCUCCCUAUACUGACUACCACCUUUUCCAUGCAAUGCCAUAUCCUUGCUACUAACCAUACAAGUACUUAUCUAGCUGACCUAGAGAAACAUCCUGGUUCUUUUGAAAAGGCGGGGGCAUAGAAGAGGUAGGGUUUAUGUUAUGAUAAGAAUCUAUUUUAAAUAUGUAAUGCUUUUAUUAACAUAUGGUAUGAGAUUGCUUUCAUCUUUUCUACUAGAACUUUUUCCCUUUGAAGAAAUAGUUUGCAGGUUUACUUCCCUUUGUUACUGGCUGUGCACUGCUGCUCCUUGGUCCUUGUUGGUCGGAGUUUCAAUGUUUUCCCUUUUUCUUUGUAUUGUUGGUUAUAUAUGGGAGAAAUUUGCA